AGUUACACGCUCCAUGAGGUGCUCACUAAUACCGUAGGGUGCAAAACGUGUGAAAUAUCCGGAUUAAACUCUGUGUAAAUGUCAUUGUAGAGGUGAGACUUGCUCCGCGAGAUUAUGGAUUUAACUGUACACACGCGAUGGUGUGGGCACGCGUUUGUGCGUUUAUUGCGCCCUCGCAGUCUUGAAUUUGUCCCGCGGAUUUAGCAGGCACCGCAACAACAGUGCACAGGACGUUAGGAGAUGCGCACGAGAGUGCACAGAAGCGGACGUGGUGAGCGAAACAGAUUCUUGGGGACCAGGAGACGAAAGUGUACGCUGUAAACAGAAACGGUGGCAGCAAACCCUGAUCGUAAAUCAGAAUCUCCGGUGUUUUUGAGCAAAUGCCUCCAGUCCGCUAAUCGGAGACGGUCGUGUGCGGGUAGGUUAAACCUUCAGCUCAUUAUUUCACCAGGACGCUUCAAUGUGUGACUAUACGCUGCCCGGCUUCACACGCGACCGUGCGCUCCGAUGAUGAACCGGCAGCGGUGAUCCGUGAAUAAGACGCGUUGCCCUGGACAUCAAGUCCUCCGUGCUUUGAGAAAAUGGGUUUUUACAUUGUUGAGGGGAGGGCUUUACUGUAACUGGCGGAUCAUGGAAGGGGUACACGCUUCAGAUGCUGUGUCGGGACAUUUUUUGGAUCCUGCCAUCGGCGCCAUGCCUCCCCAGGGCGCGACCAACGCAGCAGGUAUCACCGGCGUUGCGUCCGCACUGACCCCGUCCGGAACCCGGGCGUACUUGGAUGUGUCGGCCGCUCCACAGGGCUACGGGGCCGAAGGAGUUUACACCAAUAGACGGUACAGGGAGCACGGCAACCCAAGGAUCGGGAGUGGCAGCCGUGAUAAUUCCGCCGAGAGAAGCCAGGGAGCUGGAAACACACCUUGCGGCAUCAUGAAGGAUGGUUCCAAACAGAGGCAGGCAAGGAAGAAAACUGUGUCCUUCAGUACAAUGCCGAGUGACCGCAAGAUCAACAGCACAGCUGCUUGCAUGGCCUUCAUGAUGGAGGGUUGUGAGAUGAAGAAAGUGCGCUCCAACUCACGUAUGUACAACCGAUAUUUUCUGCUGGAUCCAGACAUGCACUGGCUUCGCUGGGAGCCAUCCAAGAAGGAUUCAGAGAAGGCCAAAUUGGAGAUCAAGAGCAUUAAGGAAGUCCGUUUGGGAAAGAAAACUCCUGUUCUGCGCAGCAAUGGUCUCUCAGAUCAAUUCCCUGAUGAAUGCGCCUUCUCAAUCAUCUAUGGGGAUAACUAUGAGUCUUUAGAUUUGGUAGCAAGUACAGCAGAUGUUGUCAGCACGUGGGUGAUGGGUCUGAGGUAUCUGGUGUCUUAUGGCCGACACACAGUAAACAUGGUGGAGCCCAGCCAUCCAAGUCUACGAACAUCUUGGAUUGGUUCAGUGUUUGAGCUAGCGGAUAUGGAAAAGGAAGGACACAUAGACCUGUUCAGGGCCACCCAGAUAAUCAAGGGCCUUAAUCCUGGAAUGAAAGAGUCUAGGAUAGAGCUGAAGUUCAAGGAGCUCCAGAAAGCUAAAGACCAAUAUGGAGAGGCAAUUAACAUGGACACCUUUGUUGAAGCCUACUGUGAGCUCUGCACACGGCCAGAGAUUUUCUUCCUACUGAUGCAGUUCUCCAGUAAUAAGGAGUAUCUGGACAGCAAAGAUCUGAUGAUGUUUGUAGAGGUGGAGCAGGGUGUGGAAGGUGUAAUGGAGGACAUGUGCAGGGAUAUUGUUCAGAAAUUUGAGCCAUCUGCUGAAGGCAGGGAGAGAGGAUACCUCUCCAUUGAUGGCUUCACACACUACCUCCUCUCCUCUGAAUGCCACAUCUUUGACCCCCAGCACAAGCGUGUGUGCCAGGAUAUGACCCAGCCUCUGUCCCACUACUACAUUAACUCCUCACAUAACGCUUCCCUUCUGGAAGACCAUUUCUGGGGUUCGUCAGACAUCAGCAGCUACAUCCGAGCCCUGAGGAUGGGCUGCCGCAGCAUUGAGGUCAUUGUAUGGAAUGGUCCUGAUAAUGAACCAGUGGUUUAUGUAGGAAGUUCUGUAGCCUCGCAAUUAGCGUUUUCUAAAGUCCUGGACAUUAUAAACCAAUAUGCUUUUGAAAGCUCUGAGUAUCCCCUAAUUCUCUGCUUGGUGACCCACUGCUGCAUUCCCCAGCAGAGGGUCAUGGCACAGCACAUAAAGAAGAUUCUCGGGGACAAGCUGUAUGUUCAACCCCCCAACAAAGAAGAAAACUACCUUCCUUCCCCUGAGAAACUCAAGGGUAAACUCCUCCUCAAGGGUAAGAAGUUACCACCCAGCUGCACUGACACUGAGGGAGAUGUGACUGAUGAGGAAGAAGGUCUUGAAAUGUCCCGAAGAGUAGGAGUCGAUGAGAAGAACCAGCUAAAUGGCUUGGGCUACAGAAGACUCAGACUGUCCAGGGAGCUCUCUGAUCUUGUAUCACUCUGCAAGUCAAUCCAGUUCAGGGACUUUGAGAUUUCUAAGAGGGACCAAAAAUACUGGGAAAUUUGCUCCUUCAAUGAGGUAGAUGCAAACAGGUUUGCCAAUGAGUUCCCAGAGGAAUUUGUCUGUUAUAAUAAGCGCUUUCUCUCCAGGGUAUAUCCCACACCUAUGAGGAUUGAUGCCAGCAACAUGAACCCCCAGGACUUCUGGAAGUGUGGGUGCCAGAUUGUGGCCAUGAACUACCAAACUCCAGGCUUAAUGAUGGACCUCAACCUAGGCUGGUUCAGGCAGAAUGGCAACUGUGGGUAUGUUUUGCGGCCAGCCAUCAUGAGAGAAGAGGUGUCCUACUUCAGUGCCAAUGCUCGGGACUCCCUGCCAGGGGUGUCUGCCCAGCUUCUUCACAUUAAGGUCAUCAGUGGUCAGAAUCUGCCCAAGCCUCGUGGGUCUGCUGCUAAGGGUGAUGUGGUGGAGCCCUACAUAUAUGUGGAGAUCCACGGCAUCCCAGCGGACUGUGCUGAGCAAAGAACCAAGACUGUGUCCCAGAAUGGCGAUAACCCUAUUUUUGAUGAGAGUUUUGAAUUUCAGAUCAAUUUACCAGAACUUUCAGUGCUGCGUUUUGUAGUGCUGGAUGAUGACUACAUCGGGGACGAGUUCAUUGGCCAGUACACCAUCCCAUUUGAAUGCCUACAGCCAGGCUAUAGACAUGUCCCUCUACAGUCUCUUACAGGAGAGUUCCUACCCAAUACCACCCUGUUUGUCCAUGUGGCCAUCACCAACAGGCGGGGUGGGGGAAAGGCACAUAAGAGGGGUCUGUCUGUCAUGAAGGGUAGGAAGGCCAGGGAAUAUACCACCACCAAGAACACAGGGAUCAAAGUAGUGGACGAGCUCUUCAGAGCAUCCACCCAGCCCCUCAGGGAGGCCACAGACCUCAGAGAAAAUGUGCAGAAUGCCAUGGUGUCCUUCAAGGAGCUGUGCGGCCUUACCCCCGCAGCCAACAUGAAACAGUGUAUCCUGACAGUGUCUACGUGGCUGAUAAACAGCGAGAGGUCACUUAGGGUAACAGUGGACCUCGGCGAGACCUACCCCACCAUGGAGGCUCAAGGCCCUGUGCCUGAGCUGCUGCGAAAAGUGCUCACUGCCUAUGACGUGAUGAUUCAGACCAGCAGAACAUUGAUUGAAUCAGCUGAUGUGGUUUAUUCCAAACUCACACAAGCACAAAGGGCAGGUCUGGACUUCCAUGAGGACCUGCAUCGCAUUGGAGCAAAGGAGGGUCUGAAAGGCCGCAAACUUCAGAAGGCCAUGGAGAGUUACGCUUGGAACAUCACUGUACUCAAGGGCCAGGCAGACCUGUUGAAGCACGCUAAGAGCGAGGCACUGGACACUCUGCGUCAGAUUCACUGUGCAGCUCAAUCCUGUGGCCUCAGUAAAAACGGUGCCGCUUCCCCCCAGCUCCAGCACCAUUCUUGCCACCAGCCACAGCAGGUCCAGAUGCAGCAACAGCCUCAGACCAAGCCCCACCUGCAGCCUCCACCACUGCACCAGUCCCAGACUCAGCCCCAAUCCCAUAUCACACCUCAGGCAUACAACCAUCCCCUUCCUCAGCCUCAUCCCCAGCUACCAGCUCUCCCUCUGGUUCAAACUGUUUCAAAGCCACCAGCCUAUCUUCACCCCCCACCCUUACCUCAGCUUCAGUUUCAACUCCAGAGCCAGCAGCAGAGGGCAGAAGGACCUCUAAGCACCAUCCCUGACAAAGAGCUGGUCAGUGACGAUCCCGUGGGAUUCUGCUGACCUCCAGCCUGUGCCCACGGAGAAUCCUACCCAAAGAGAGACAGAGAGAGCGAGACAGAAACGGAGAUGCAGAAACAUAUAGAAGAAAAGCAGGAGUCCAGUAAUGAAAGGGAGACAGAGGAAGUAACGGAAAGAGUUCAAGAGAUGAUGGUGAUGAGGAAGACCCGUCGUGUUAGAAGUGAGACACAAGUCUGAGAGGAGGUUUGAGUUGGCCAGGGGGCUUAUAGAGAAAAAAGAGAGGCUGCACACUUCAGUCACACUUUUCUAAACAGGAUGGAAAACUGAAAAGCUCUUUACUUUUUUUUCCAUCUGAGUUAGAAAAUUUUGAUUUGAUUUGACUUGAUUUGAUUUAUUCUUUCAAGCAU
Molecule: messenger RNA, 4628 nt
Organism: Monopterus albus (swamp eel)
Lineage: Eukaryota; Metazoa; Chordata; Actinopteri; Synbranchiformes; Synbranchidae
Product: inactive phospholipase C-like protein 2
Exons: 6
Coding region: 631-4263 (1210 amino acids)
Biological process (GO): release of sequestered calcium ion into cytosol; gamma-aminobutyric acid signaling pathway; regulation of synaptic transmission, GABAergic
Molecular function (GO): phosphatidylinositol-4,5-bisphosphate phospholipase C activity
Source: RefSeq, a predicted model, not a curated record